AUGGAAACUUCUGUGGGUGGUGAAGAUACAGAAGUUGGUGGGGGCGGUGUGCGCCUGAAAGAGCCUGCUGAACAGCGCUUUCCGCAUCUCCAAAAGGCUGCAGAACAGGUUCGGCCUACGCGCGAGCGUGUUCGCUUCAAGGCAAUAGGUACACAGUUGUCCGAAUCCAAUGCCUCUGCCAAUAGCCUGAAAAAGUUUCUCGCUCGUGUGGACAGGAUUUUAGAAGCGGUUGAAGAACUCGAUCUCCUGACGCCUAGGGUGAAGGGCAGUUCUGCUAAGGACAAGGAUAGCAAUGUCAUAAACAUCGACGAUGAGGAGGAAGAAGAGGCAGAGGAAGCAGCAGCAGUGGCUUUGACAGACGCCUCGGUGCCCGCAGAGGCCACAAUUGCACCCUCAGACCUGGCCGAACUCAGUAAAGAUGUGGCAAAGUUGAAGAGCACGGGUUUUGCUAAUCAGGUGCCCAUGGACCGCUUACUGAAGCUGCUUACCCUUCUCCUUUUGAAUGUCCGCGACGGUGCCAAUGUGACGCCUACCUCCUCUCAGGAUGCCUCCGACAGGCAUAAUCAGAACAGCAUCAAAUCGAGGCGCGCCCGUGAACGGGACAUCCACAAAUCGACGGCUAUUGUGCAUCUCUACUAUCGCUUGGUAGAGAUUGUUUCCAGUCUGGCCGAACUUGUUAACAUGCAACGGCUAACAGACAGUUUGGUUUUGGCUCUCUCCUCGCUUGGUGUCUCGGCCUUCUUUGUGGAAAAUGUAACUGAACUGCAAUUGGCAGCGCUGAAGCUUGUGACUGGAAUAUUCUCACAGUAUGAAGCCCAUCGAAACUUGAUUGUUGAAGAUGUUAUAGCAAGUAUUGCGCGGCUUCCUUCCAGCAAGAAAAACCUACGUGCAUACCGACUGAAUUCCGAGGAGAGUAUUCAAAUGUUCACAGCCCUGGCUCUGCUCCUCGUUCAGUCAGUCGUUGAACUGCCCGGUCGUCCUACCGAUAAUAAGGCCCCUGCGGCAAACGCGGACGAAAUAAGCACGGCCGCUGCGGCCAACAAUCCGGACUCCUCUAGGGCUAAACCGCCCCGACCGGAUGAUGAAUUGCUGGUUACUUCCUCCUACCAGAGGGCUUUACGCACAGCCCAUUCCUUCCUAGCCGUCUUCCUGAAAAAGUCCACUACCCGUGGAGAGGAUGACUACCGCAUUAUUUUUGAGAAUUUUGUCAAUGAUCUACUCCUCACAGUGAAUAAGCCCGAGUGGCCUGCGGCCGAGGUGAUGCUCAGCCUACUGGGUAGUCUUUUGGUUCAACAGUUCAACAACAAGUCCCUCGAUCAAGCCAUUCGUGUUACCAGUGUGGAUUACUUGGGCACGGUUGCCUCCACUCUACGCCGUGAUGCUGUUACAAGUCAGCUAAAGGAGCACGACAUUGACAUAAUCAUUAAGGAGUUAAUCGACGGUAACCAGUCCGAUUUGGAGGAGGAGGAAGAGAGUUCUGAGACAGAGACCGCCGAAGCGAAGGUUGAGGUGGAAGAGGGGAAGAAAAAGGCAAAGAAGAAAACAGAAGGAGAGGUAGAGAAGGAAGAAAACAAAGGUGAGAUCAAGGAGAACGGCCUGGCACCCGAGGCAAAAGACUGCAAACUAGAGCCCGCUAACGAGGAGGCCGCCAGGAAGACGGAUGAUGGCGAAAAGGGCGAUAUUCAGGAGCCAUCUACCGAAGUUGUCGUAAACCUAGAUGAGGUCAAGAAGGAAGCUGUCGCCAAUGGUCGAAGGCAUAAACGGAAGUCAGCUCUGGCGAACUCGACCAGCACCUCCGCAGCCGAUCCAGUCCCUAGUGCGCCUGCUGAAAUGGAUCGUAUCCUGGUCCUUCGUGAUGCGAUGCUGGACUACCUGCUGGAGGAUGAGGCCAACCCUGUUGCCUUGGUCAGUAAUCCGUUCUUUUUCCUUUAA
Dibothriocephalus latus is the source of this 1932-nucleotide messenger RNA. Lineage: Eukaryota; Metazoa; Platyhelminthes; Cestoda; Diphyllobothriidea; Diphyllobothriidae. The record is from the annotation of a GenBank genome assembly.